AUGGUGACGAUGAACGGCGAGUGGUACACCGUUCCCGGCGAGCCGCUCUUCGACGUCGGCGGCCAUGCCGUGAACAUCGUCGGCUACAACGACUACUAUCGCGACGAGUUUGGCAAUACGGGCGGCUUCAUUCUCCGCAACACCUGGAAGGACGGCCUCGGCAUCGCUCACGGGCAGGGCACCCGCGGCUCCCACACCGCAAGGUACUAUAACAAGGAUCUCGACGGCGCGAACGACGAGCCGCUGUCGUGCCCGAACCCGCACAGCCCGCGCUCGUGGGGCACGUGCAAGGACCUCGCGGAGUGCAAGAAGCAGGGGGACGACCCGCAAAACAAGGACGGGCUGCUCCGGCUCAAGUGCACCGACACGGGCUUCGCGCUGCCCGAGGGCGCGUGCGACAAGGACGUCGGCUACUUCAUGGCAAACCGCACAGAGUGGGGCAUGCGGGGCCUAUUUGUCACCUGCUUCAUCUACGAGGGAGAGCAUGGCACGUCGCAGUCCAUGUGCCUCCCGCCGCUGACGUCGGAGUUUUCUUAUGGUUAG
This is a messenger RNA of Emiliania huxleyi CCMP1516, 543 nucleotides long. RefSeq lists its product as hypothetical. The transcript is spliced from 3 exons. Bases 1 to 543 code for a protein of 180 amino acids. The record is from RefSeq and is a predicted model, not a curated record. Lineage: Eukaryota; Haptophyta; Isochrysidales; Noelaerhabdaceae.